ACAAAGGCACACAUUCAUUCAACAUUUCGAUUUUCGUUUCUUAGGAAUCACAGGCCUUGGUGACCAUCACUCUUUCUUUAAUAUAAAAUAUUCCACAAGUAAAGUAAAUUCAUAAUAAUGGCUCCAGUUGUAGAGAACAAAAAUAUCCUUGAGUUUCUAGAGCUCGUCGGUCGUUUGAAGCAUGUCAAAAGAACUGGCUGGGUGCUAUGUGACAUCGAAGAUUGUGAGUCCAUCGCUGGUCACAUGUAUCGCAUGGGCAUGAUGACUUUCCUGCUUACUGAAGAGAACAACCCGACUAAAUUGGAUCGCUUUAGGUGCCUACAAAUAGCUCUCGUCCAUGACUUGGCAGAGUGUAUAGUUGGAGAUAUCACACCCCAUUGUGGAGUCUCUCCUGAGGAAAAGCACCGGCAAGAAGAUGAGGCUAUGAAGAAAAUCGCAGAGCUCACUGGUUUCGCUGGUGACAGGAUGUACGAGCUUUACAAGGAAUACGAAAAUCAAACCUCACCCGAAGCAAAGUUCGCAAAAGAUUUAGACAGAUACGAUAUGAUAUUACAAGCUUUCGAAUAUGAGAAACGCGAGAAAGCGCCCAGGAAGCUACAAGAAUUCUUCACAGCGACUGAGGGAAAGUUCAAUCAUCCGUUUAUCAGGGACUUGGUGACGGAAUUGUACAGGCAAAGAGAGGAAUUCGAAAAGAAAUUUGUGGUAAAUGGUACCACAUAACUCAUAUUGAUCAAUUCUAGUACAUAUUUUUAAAUUUUAAGCCAUAAUUAUUAUACUUAAUCGGCUUAUGAAGCGCAACAAGUGUAGUUAAGAUUAUUUUUAUUUCCAAUGUCCAACUAGACUGGUUCUAGGUGAUGAUAGAUCGAAGAUAUAAUCAGAGUAUAAUAGUUUUGAACGCUACUGUGCCAGUGCCAACGACCAUUUUUCACUUUCGAGUCCAUUUUCUUUUCAAAUAUGUCCUGCUUAAUAAAACUAAACGUCGUUGGAGUCUUAUACGUUAUACCUAUUCAAAAUAUUUAAGUGAAUUGGAUGAGUUUUUUCUUUUGUAUAAAUAACAGGGAGCAACAACAAAAAGUAGCCUUCGAAAAGUUACCAAAGUUAACACAAGUUUCUCAGAUAAUUUGCGUGAAUAUUUAAAGGUAGUGUUUUUAUAUUUUAUCUGAGAAAAGUAUUAUUUAUGUACAAACAAUAUUCCUCUGUUAUAGUACUUAUAUGGUUCAUGAUUUUAAUUAUUUGAGUGAUUGUCUGAUUGUUGAUUUAUAUGAUUUUACCAUGACUUCUUAACAAAUUCGUUAGUUGUUACUUAAUAGUGGCAUGCAGAUGUAUAUAAGACAAAGGCUAGAGAGUAAAAAGACCGAAGAAACGGGCUUGCAGAGGGUUUCGUUCCUUCUGAAGAGGUUACCAAAUGAAAAGUUAUUGAAGGUUGUGCCUUUGAGCCAUCAUGCCGCUGGUUUUCUGUAAGUAGGUAGGUCUUACACCUUAACAAGUACUUCAAUUUGCUCUCGUUUACUCUACGUGACUUUCCUUAUCGUAAGGUCCCGUGCAUAUGAAUGCUUAAGGUACCAUAGAAAGCCACAUUAAGAAGCUAAUAAGCUAAGCCAUAUAUGCUUAAAGUUAAAUUUGUCUAAGAACUCGAGAAAAACGUAGACUUGUAUAAAUUUUUAUACCUACAAAGUAGGUAUAUCUACUCGUUAGGUAUAGGUAUAUUGUAUUGGACGACAAUAGUUUUUGAAUACAAAAAAAGUCUAACAUUGUAAUUAGAACUAAUAGUAAAGUUAAAUAUUUCUGUUAUACAUUCCUAUGCCCCGCAGACAAAUAUUAUCUCUUGAAAAACACUAAUCGGCAUUCAUAUCUUUUUUUAAAUAAAUCAAAGCCAAAAAUUUAUCACUCCUUUCAUUGUAUUUGUUUAGUUCCUUUUGUUGAUUUGAUUAAUGAUUUAUAUUGUUUUCUUUAACAAACUUAGUUUGUUUCAAAUUGGUUAUAAUUAAGUAAGCCAUUUUUAUAAGUUUGAACUUAAUUUUAUAUUCAUGUUGUCUACUAACCAGUAUUCAUUGUGAUUUAAUAUAAGCUUGUUGGUAGUAUUACUCAUAAAAACUCUCAUUAAAAAUAAAAUAACGAUUUGUGUA
Molecule: messenger RNA, 2126 nt
Organism: Cydia fagiglandana
Lineage: Eukaryota; Metazoa; Arthropoda; Insecta; Lepidoptera; Tortricidae
Product: 5'-deoxynucleotidase HDDC2
Exons: 4
Coding region: 118-720 (200 amino acids)
Cellular component (GO): cytoplasm
Molecular function (GO): 5'-deoxynucleotidase activity
Source: RefSeq, a predicted model, not a curated record